Molecule: messenger RNA, 738 nt
Organism: Penicillium diatomitis
Lineage: Eukaryota; Fungi; Ascomycota; Eurotiomycetes; Eurotiales; Aspergillaceae
Product: YoaK family protein
Exons: 3
Coding region: 1-738 (245 amino acids)
Source: RefSeq, a predicted model, not a curated record
AUGGGACAGCAGAAGAAGAACCUCUCGGGGCUCUCUACCUUUCUCAAGAACGAGGUAGAUCCACGCCGUGCCGAUCUGCUGUUAUUCACUUGCUGUCUGUGUUCUGGUCUCGUGGACACGUACAACACCUUCGUGUCUAUGCAGACCGGAAACACGAUUUUCGUGGGACUGGGAGCAUCUAAUCAGAACCCGCGUCCAUUUGGAUGGGCACGCUCCUUGACCUCGAUCGGCUGUUUCGUUAUUGGCUGCUUCCUCUUUGCUCGACUGAAUCGCAUUAUGGGCGCUCAGCGUCGAGGAUCCCUCAUGCUAUCGUUCUUCAUCCAGGCCUCAUUGGUCAUUGUGACCGCCGCUCUCGUCCAGGCCGGGGCGGUAUCUAGUGCCAUUGACGACAACUCAGCGAAUCCCAUUGUCCGAUGGGACCAAGAAGUUCCAAUUGUGCUUCUGAGUAUCCAGUCAGCCGGGCAGAUUGUGGCCAGCCGCACUUUGGGAUACAAUGAGAUUCCGACCGUUGUGAUUACGAGUCUUCUUUGUGAUCUGAUGUCUGAUCCCAAACUCUUCCUGCUGCGCAAUGAAAAGCGCGACCGUCGGAUCAUUGCUUUUGUUCUGACGAUGGUUGGCGCUAUUGUCGGGGGGUGGGUCACGAAGUCAACGGGGAAUAUCGCACCCAUUCUUUGGCUGGCGGCAGGCAUCAAGUACAGCGUGGCGCUGGCGUGGGGAUUUUGGAGGGUCAAAGCCUAA